GUCCUGUUGAGCAGCUCCGCUCUUCCUCCUCUGAGGAGAUCACCUGUCGAUCAGGAUCAUCUGUCAGCGCGCGACCUGCUCGUCGAUGCUCUGAUCGAUCACUGGUCGAUAUGAAGUUAAGUCAACUGGUUCAAGUGGGACUCGAGUUCUACGAGUUUCUCAACGAGACGAAUCGAUCAUCGAUCACAGAGAGAAACCGACUGAGCGAAGUUUACAACCGAGAGUUCAGGAGCAGGAUCCCAGGAUCCAAAGACCCGAGCUUCGGUUCACUUCUUUACGGCCUGAAAACCCACGGGAAAGUAACCGUACGAAGAGGAACAAUCCGAUUCAACCCCAAGGUUCGAGCUCUUUACUUGGACCAGUGGUCCACAUCCAGGACUCGGCGGUCCCAGGCGGCCCAGGGCGGAGGGACCAGUCCGGGGACACCUCCGACCUCCACCUCCCCAGAUGGAGCAGAGACGGGAGUCCGAGCCCGGAGGCAGAUGGCGUCUCGCCUGAUGACCAAGCUGAAGACAGAGAGGUCGAUGUUCGUCUCUGACAAACAUGGCGUCAGCAUCACCUCCGAGCAGCAGUUCAACCAGGGGAAGCUCAGCUUGUGUAUGGAAGGCACCUACGAGUACGAGGUCCAGCUGAGCGUGAGGAACUCUGGAGCCGAGCCGGUGCUCUUCACCUACUACACUCCGCUGCACUGGCUCAAGCACCUGGCUCUGACGGACGAGCACAAGGUGACCAGGAGGAACCCUCGGACCCUGGGGCCAGGUGAAAGCUACGACAUCAGCGUUAGCUUCCGAUGCAGCUGGGUCGGGUUCUAUCCUGUGACUCUGGCCUUUGAGUUCAAACCCGACCUGGAGCCGACCUCCGCUGAGUUCUACAUCGUGCGCUUCAUCGAGGCCCGGUGCAUCACGGCCCUGGGCGUGGAGCUGGCGCCCAUCGCACCCUACAAGCCUCAGCCCCUCUGCACCUGGACCCCCGAGGUCCACUGCACCAUCGUGGACGGGCAGCGACCUGAGGGGAUGUCGGUGCUGCAGCUGAAAAAUGAGGUUCCUUUGAAACAGUAUUGUAUUCCAGCGUAUGUGAACCAACUGAUCGAGUCCCUGAAGUCUGGUCAGCCGGGUCAAAGACAGACGCUGCUGGAGGCUCCGCUCAGCUGGGAGAUCUACACCCAGAAGUUCCAGCUGCUGCUGUUUCUGGAGGAGCGUCAGAUGGAGUCGGACAUCAAGAGAUACAACAUCCCCAACAACGAGAGAGCAGAGCACGCCAUCAUGUCCCGAGACCAAGUCAACAAGAAGCUCCUCGUGCUGGACGUGCCGGGUGUGGCUGAGAACCGUCCCUCUGUUCUACGUGGAGACGUGCUGCUGGUUCGUCCCUCCGGGGAAUCGGGGGUGAAGUAUCGAGGCUACGUUCACAGUGUGGAGCUGAACAGGGUCAAACUGGGCUUCAGCUCCAGUUUGCUGAGUCGGUUCUUCGAGGGGAUGAGGUUCAGCGUGGAGUUCACGUUGAACCGGACCGGCCUGCGGGUCCAGCACCGAGCGGCCGAGCUGGCAGCUGAGCGCGGCCUGGAGGAGCUGCUGUUCCCUGCUGCUCCGGCCCUGAGGCACACCGAGCUGCCUGACCUCAGAUUGUUUGACCGGAAUCUGGAGAAGAACCCACAACAGCUUGGAGCUGUCCAACACAUCGUAGCUGGAUCGUCCAAGCCGGCCCCCUACCUGGUGUUCGGCCCACCGGGGACAGGUAAAACGGUGACUCUGGUGGAGGCCAUCAAGCAGAUCGAGAAGACUCAGGCCUCCUGCCACAUCCUGGCCUGCGCUCCCUCCAACAGCGCUGCGGACCUGCUGUGCAGGAAGAUCCUGGAUCACGUGGAUCACUUCAAAGUGCACCGCAUGUACGCCAGCAGCCGGGACCCGAGAUGUGUUCCUGAAGAGCUGAAGACCUGCUCUAACCUGGUGGGCGACUGCUACGUCUUUCCUGUGAAAGAGGAGCUGAUGGAGUUCAGGGUCAUGGUCACCACCCUGGUGACAGCUGGGAGGCUUGUCACAGGAGGAAUCCCCCCCGGUCACUUCACUCACGUGUUCGUGGACGAGGCGGGACACGCCGUGGAGACCGAGUGUUUGAUCCCCUUGGCAGGGCUGCUCCAUGCACACACGGGUCAGGUGGUUCUGGCUGGAGACCCCAAGCAGCUCGGACCCAUCCUCAGAUCCCCGUUAGCUCUGAAACAUGGUUUGGGAGUGUCCCUGCUGCAGCGCAUGAUGACUCAGUUCUCUCUGUACCAGAAGGACGAGGACGAGUGGGACCGUCGCUUUGUCACCAAGCUGUUGUGUAACUACAGGUCCCACCCGUCCAUCCUGAAGGUUCCCAACGAGCUCUUCUACGACUCGGAGCUGCUGUGCAGCGCAGACGAGGUCCUACGCAACUCCUACUGCAACUGGACACACCUCCCUCAGAAGGGUUUCCCGUUGAUCUUCCACGGUGUCACUGGCGUUGACGAGCGCGAGGCCAGCAGCCCGUCGUUCUUCAACAGGGCCGAGGUGGAGCAGCUGAUGGAGUACGUGAAGAAGCUGCUGCAGAGCCAAGGCAAGAAGGGCCUGGCCACCAUCUCCCCUAAAGACAUAGGCAUCAUCGCCCCCUACAGGAAGCAGGUGCAGAAAAUCCGUCAGGCUCUGAAUAAAGUUGAGAAAGAAUUUAAAUUGAUGAACAUGGAUAAACUGAAGGUGGGCUCGGUGGAGGAGUUCCAGGGGCAGGAGAGGAGGGUCAUCUUGGUGUCCACAGUUCGCAGCAGCUCCAGCUACACAGACUUCGACAAACAGUUCAACUUGGGCUUCGUCAAGAAUGAGAAGAGAUUCAACGUGGCCAUAACUCGAGCCAAAGCCCUGCUGAUCGUAUUGGGAAACCCCAGAGUGCUGAACACAGAUCCCACCUGGGCUCACUUCAUCAAGUUCUGCAGCGACAGCGGAGGAUACGACGGCGUCCCUCUCUGCGGCGUCCUCGCUGAGGAAGAGGAGGAGGUAGUGACGAGACUCGCUGCUCUCUACAUCAGAAUGGAGGGCCAAGUGGAGACGGAGGAGAGUGUGGUCCAGCAGCACCUGGACCCCGAGUGGAGGAGCGACCUGUGAACUCCGUCCUGAUCACCUGACGGCUUUCAUCUUCUUCUUCAGGUUCAUCAAAGCAUUUUCUACGUUUGUACUUAAACUCAACAAAAACGACUCAACAGCAACUUUGAAAGAAUCUAGAAACUUUAUCGUAACAAAAAGUUGAUAAUAAUUUGUGUCUGUGAACUCAUUCAAACGGAGAAAAGACAAGUGAUGAAUUCACUCACAAAUAAAUAACAAACAAUACGAAUCAUACAAAUAAAAUCUGAGCCCUUAAAGGUUCAGUGUGUAACAUUCAGGUGAACACACAGAAGUUAAUAAUAAUAAAUGGUAAUUAGUAAUAAAUAUGAAAAAUAAGUAACGAGCCAAUUCAGGAUCUGAACUCGUUCAGAGUUUCUACAACUGACUUGAUGAAAUCUGCCUCAUCAUCGUUCUUUGAGCUUUUCUACGUCUUCUCUGCUGUUUCAUAGUUUUUAUUGAUUCAGUGAAACAUCUGUUCUGCAGCAGCACAUCUGGAUCUUGAAUAAUUUGUGAAUCAUUAUUUGUUCUGGAAACAGCCGAUUUGUUUUAAUCAAAUUAAAAUGUUCCUGUUCUCUUCUUCAAAUGGUUCUGAUGAUUUUUGGUUUGCUGAUUUUAAUAAUAACUGGAAAACAAUGUGAAUGAA
Molecule: messenger RNA, 3750 nt
Organism: Platichthys flesus (European flounder)
Lineage: Eukaryota; Metazoa; Chordata; Actinopteri; Pleuronectiformes; Pleuronectidae
Product: putative helicase mov-10-B.1
Exons: 23
Coding region: 111-3110 (999 amino acids)
Molecular function (GO): RNA binding; 5'-3' RNA helicase activity
Source: RefSeq, a predicted model, not a curated record